CUCGUGUUUCAUCUCGUUGUUCGGGCUUAGGCUGACAUGUGAAGGGCUGUGCACAUUGCUUCUUUGUUGUCUUUGUGACCACACCUUAUGAAGUCUGCCCUCUCUGUCAGCCAAGUCAGCAUUUGUGAGAAGUAUAACAGUACAUGUCUGGUUCGGCUUCAUGAUGUCUAUCACAUGCACUCGUAUCUGUGUCCUUCACUGUGCUUCGUAUUGUACGUGGUGAGUGAUGGGGUUGGUCGUACUCACUCAUGUACACAGGAAGGUAAUAAUCGAUAGAACAGCAUAGAAUCGUCUGCUGCUCCUACUCACUUUCGCUUACAGGAAUACACCCACUCUCUUGGAUCACAAUCAAAGCAAGAGGAUUUUAACUCAUGUGCCCCACUAUGCUAGGCCUCGUAUGGCUCGUCAUCUUCGCGACCAUGGUUCUGACCCUCCCUCUGGCCCCUCGCUACUCCACAUACGGGGCAACGCUCCACGAACGGUCCAAUAGCAGCUCGACGCAUCUUGUUCGUCGCCUGGACCCUGACGCAUGCCCGGGGAACAAGAACCACUUCCCUAAUUUCUCAGAGUGGGAACGAGGAAUGAGCCAAUUCUGCGACAAUCAUGGCGAGCAAAAGGUUUACUGGGACAAGCCACUCGUUAUGACGCUCACCCUAAACGGUCACGACGGCAAGCCAAUAGAAUGGGUCUUCAGAAUUGCAGUCGACAAUGGUAAUGCUCCUCCAGUUGGUGGAUUUCCGACUACCGGCCAGCUUAAGUGGAGCUAUUACCCCAGUGCCAGGCUUUGCAAGGAGAAGUUUAUGGGGUUUACCAAGGAUAAGGGUGGGGGAAUGAGAAAGGUUUACUGUAAAUGGGAUAACGACAAAGGGGAUAUUCGUGAUCACCUCAUGCUGGGGGGCAGAUACAGCGAAAAGCUCAACCCGAAGUAUUGGGCGACGGUGACGUGGGAAACACGGCCAAAGAGGGGACAACCAGGUGUGGAUCGAGGCUGGUGAUGGAGAAGGUGAAACAAGGUGGUUGAGAUGGAGGUGUCAAAGUUGUAUUUUCUUUUGCAAAUAAUCUUUCUUCACAUCAAAUUCGAGCUCUGUCGUGUGUACAGACCGGUGGUCGUUGGAAGGAGCCAAUCAUGCACUCGCUAAUGUCUGUUUUCUCUGGUUCUCAACAUCCGACUACGGAAACUUGACGACACCAACAACUAAGGUGAUUGGGAUUAUC
Molecule: messenger RNA, 1215 nt
Organism: Alternaria alternata
Lineage: Eukaryota; Fungi; Ascomycota; Dothideomycetes; Pleosporales; Pleosporaceae
Exons: 1
Coding region: 384-995 (203 amino acids)
Source: RefSeq, a predicted model, not a curated record